This is a messenger RNA of Ilex paraguariensis (yerba mate), 198 nucleotides long. The record is from the annotation of a GenBank genome assembly. NCBI's taxonomy places the organism in Eukaryota, Viridiplantae, Streptophyta, Magnoliopsida, Aquifoliales, Aquifoliaceae.
AUGGAAAAGGGUGAUCACUCAAGCAAAGACUGUGUGCAUGUUUUGGAGACUUCGGGUGAGGGUAUAGCCCAAGGAGAACAGGCCCUUUCUCUUGUUUUUGAUUGUAGCGUUCAGCAUUUGGUAAAUGAUGCAGAGGCAGUAAAUGCAAAUGAAGAGCCUACUGCUCCAAAAACCAUGGUUCCAAUGGAUGUAGAGAAU